Molecule: messenger RNA, 1745 nt
Organism: Cuscuta europaea
Lineage: Eukaryota; Viridiplantae; Streptophyta; Magnoliopsida; Solanales; Convolvulaceae
Source: the annotation of a GenBank genome assembly
UUUUUUCUUCAUUGGUUUUGUCGGUGAAGACUGAAGAAUGUGCAAAACAAGUAAAAAGAUGUCUUUUUUGCCAGGAUUGUCAUGUGGAAAAAGAAAAAAAGAAACGCCAGGCAAUAAAGAAGUAUUACCCCAUAAAUGCACACAGCUGGUCGAAGACGGUCUGUCCUCGUUCUAUCUCUGGGAAAGCUCCAAAACUAGUAAAUCUAAUUCAACAAAGGAGUAUGACAAAUGUGGGACUGCGAAAAUCGGUGUAUGGAUUGGCUUGUUUUAUGCUUAUUGCUUUGAGAACAGAAGGCUUCUUUGUGGAUAUUACUUAUGUUGAGAGUGCUGUUCCAAAAGGAGCAGUCUGUUUGGAUGGAAGUCCACCGGCGUACCAUAUGGCUCGAGGAUCCGGAGCAGGAGUUAAUAAUUGGUUAAUCCAUUUUGAGGGAGGAGCGUGGUGUAAUAAUGUUACAGAUUGCCUUGCCCGUAGGGAUACUCGGUUAGGAUCUUCCACAAAAAUGGAAAAGCAGGUUGCUUUUUCAGGGCUUCUGGGUAACGGCCAUGUAAGAAAUCGAGACUUCUACAAUUGGAAUCGAGUCAAGGUUAGAUAUUGUGACGGGUCAUCCUAUACUGGGGAUGUUGAAGCAGUGGAUCCGAAAACGAAUCUUCACUUCAGAGGUGCAAGAGUCUUUGUAGCUGUUAUAGAGGAUUUACUUGCCAAAGGGAUGAAGGAUGCAAAAAAUGCUGUUUUGUCCGGGUGUUCAGCGGGAGGAUUGACUUCCAUAUUGCAUUGUGACCAAUUCAGAGCUCUCAUCCCAGCGAGUGCUAAAGUAAAAUGUUUUGCAGAUGCAGGUUACUUUAUUAACACAUUGGAUAUUCAUGGAACAUCACACAUUGAGCAGUUCUACGAUGAUCUUGUUGCAACACAUGGAUCAGCCAAGAGUUUGCCAGCUUCUUGCACAUCUAAGAUGAAGCCAAGUUUGUGUUUCUUCCCUCAAAACAUGGUACAAUAUAUCCAAACACCCCUCUUUCUAAUCAAUGCAGCUUAUGAUGCUUGGCAGAUAAGGAACAUUUUGGCUCCUGAGGUUGCUGAUACACAUGGGACAUGGCAUCGCUGCAAGCUUAACAUAUCCAAAUGCUCUGGACCUCAGCUUACAACAAUUCAAGGUUUUAGGAUGGAUUUUUUGAAGGCAUUCAAAGGACUUGGCCCUGCUUCAUUGAGAGGGUACUUCAUUAACUCUUGCUAUGCGCACUGUCAAACUGAAGUCCGGGAGACAUGGUUCACCACUGAGUCUCCUAUCUCUCCAAUGUUGGAUGGCAAGACGAUAGCUGAAGCAGUUGGAGACUGGUAUUAUGACCGGAGUUCUUUCCAAAAUAUUGACUGCCCUUACCCUUGCGAUAAGACUUGCCACAAAAAAAUAUAUUAAUGAGCCAUUCUUUGAAUAUCCCAAAAGUAUUGGCAGUUUUCAUUUAAAAUUGGAGCAAAGUCUAGGGCCAUUAAAAGUGUUCUUUACAGAGAAUAUGUUUCUCUAUAAUGUACAGUUAGAAUAUUCUCUCCGACUUACUCUUAAAACAAAUAAGUAAUCUCACCAUUAUAGAGGAUCUAGGGAAGUUGAUCUCCCAUGUAAGAUCGAUGAAUAUGUAGUGUCCUCGAGAAGCCUAUGAUAUGAAGUUAGUUUGCAUUUAACUUGUACUCCCUCUGUCCCUUAAAACUUGACUAAGUUUGAUUGACACGAGAAUUAAUAAAGUAAAAAUUGUGUGAU